Botrytis sinoallii is the source of this 684-nucleotide messenger RNA. RefSeq lists its product as uncharacterized. Bases 1 to 684 code for a protein of 227 amino acids. The record is from RefSeq and is a predicted model, not a curated record. The transcript has 3 exons. NCBI's taxonomy places the organism in Eukaryota, Fungi, Ascomycota, Leotiomycetes, Helotiales, Sclerotiniaceae.
AUGGUCCUGGAUAUCUUUUCAGACCUCAUCAUUCUCGUAAUCCCUGUCCGCUUGAUUUGGCAAAUCAAAAUUCGCUGGACACAGAAGAUUGCCCUCGGCUUCUCACUCUGCCUCACCAUUGGCAUGAUUGUUCUGACCGUUAUUCGUGUCUCUGGCCUUCAUGUCGAGUCUACCUUUGAUAGUGCAUGGGAAGUUUACUGGCUUAUUGUCGCUGGCGAAGUCGGUCUGAUUCUGACCACCGGCACUGCCUUCCGUGCUUUGUUUAUCUCUCGCAACCAGAAAGUAAUGGGACCCCAGCCCCCUUCCGACAGCAGCAAGAUUUUCAGUAGAACAAAAGAAUUAUUGCGGCUGAUUGCAACUCCCAAGAAGUGGCGAACGAGACGCGCUAGCGAGACGAGCGGUGCUAUUGAUUCCGCAGGUGCACAUCAUGAAAUGCAUGGGAUGAUGGCACUGCCAGGAAUCGAGAGAGGUACAAUAACGGGUAUCAGAACCUUCAUCAACGGAAGGAGCAGCGCAUUGAGGGUGGGCCAAGUCAUCAAAAGUCCUGUGGAACAGGAGGAAGACGGAUGGCCUUUAAGUGAACAACAGCAGAGCAUCAAGGUCCAACAUGAGAUUUGGACCAUGAGUGAAAGGGCUGGAAUGCAAGGGUCACAUCCACCCGUGACGGAUCGUGAUAUGGUUUAA